UGGGGGAAAUACCCUCGACUAUUAUUGAGUAGUCCUGAUCUGAACUGUGCUCUUCACUCUGCUUUGUCUUGGUGAUUUAAUUCCUGACAAAAUGUGCAUGAGUUAUAUUGGAUUUGCUUUCCUGGUUUGUUUUCCAGGAUUGCUGCAUGCGCGUAGUGCAGGUCAGCCGUGUAGUGCUCCGACUCUUGGUGGUGGUUAUUGGGUCCUGGAAGAAAACAACCUCACUUAUGGCUGUGAUAACAAACUUAAACCAGCAGUGGAGGGUUGGUGGGCAACAAGCACAUGUCAAAAUGGCACAUGGUCGCCUGAACCACAGUGUAUAAAUGAAAAGGCCUGCAUUCCACCAGAUAUACCCAAUGCACAAUACAAAAAAAAACUCAAACGUUGGUAUGAGAACAAUCAACGACUCAGGGUAAGAUGUGACGAAGGAUAUAAACUCAAAGGCAAUGAUGCUACAGCCAUAUGUACAAAUGGAACAUGGUCCUCUGUGCCGGUCUGUGAGAAAAGUAUCGAGGCAUGUGGUGAGCCCCCUAAAAUCCCCCAUGCAGUCAUCAUCCAUCAGAAAUACCAGGAGUUGUUUGAUGCAGAUUCAGAAGUGCAGUAUGAAUGUGAAGAUGGAUUUACUGUAGAGGGAGGAGAAACCAAAAAAAUCAUCACUUGCACAUCUGGAAACUGGACUGAAGGCCCAACGUGCAGAGCCAUACCAGGUCCUGGAAAUGGUGGUUCUGCAGAGGGGGGAAGAGGUGGGGGGCCCACUGCAUCAACUGGCAGUGGGACAAAACGUACAGUUGAAGGGAGGAAAGAGGUGGGGCCCACUGCAUCAACUGGUAGUGGGACACAACGUGCAGUUGGAGUCAAGAACUGUGGACAGCAGCCCGUAGUUCCUCAUGGUGAUGUUGUGGGAAAUAAUCAAAUGUUUUUGAGGUACCAAUGUGCUGCUUUGUACCAACGAGUGGGUCCAGAGAGAGUGAUUUGUUACAGCAACGGCAUGUGGUCAGAAGUACCCAUCUGCAAAGCCACCUUCUGUUCUGUGGACACUGAUACACAUCCUGAAUUAAUAUCUGAUGGAGUUAAAAUUAUAAAAGAUGGUGAGACUGAGAAAUUGAAAUGUGUGCAUCAGGAUCACUGGAGGACAACUCAUUAUUCUGUGGUCCGCUGCACUAAUGGAAUAAUGAGCCGUUCCAGAUGUUGCGAUCGUUGGGACGCAUUCUGGAAUUGUUAAGUCUGUAUCACCAAGAAGAUCUGCUGCCUUUGGAUCUGCUCAGCGACUGAGAACAGCCUGGAAACUUUUCAGAGACAACAAAGAUAUGAUUAUACUGUCACACACUGUUUGGGUUUUCAAAAUACAUUUCUGUCUUUUCAUGCUGAUUUAUGACUGCCCACAUAAUGUACGAGCAAAUUGUCUGUGUGCUUAAAGCUGCAAAAAUAA
This is a messenger RNA of Perca fluviatilis (European perch), 1429 nucleotides long. Its product is annotated as complement factor H-like. The record is from RefSeq and is a predicted model, not a curated record. The transcript has 10 exons. The coding region runs from base 92 to 1222 and encodes 376 amino acids. NCBI's taxonomy places the organism in Eukaryota, Metazoa, Chordata, Actinopteri, Perciformes, Percidae.